AUGGAGUUUGAGGUCCCGAGGACGGAUUGCGAGCUCCAGAUCGUGACGGCGAAGGAGGCGACGACGAACCCCCUCGGUGUCUGGCUGCACCAGUUUGUCUUUCUCGCGCACGAAGGACGCGCUUUCGCCGGUCAAGUGCAAGCGGUCCACGUCGAGGACGAGAUGUUCACGGUGGUGUGUGCUCACCAACGCGUAACGGUACCAGCCGAGGCGGUCGAGAGCAUCAGCCCCGUCAGCGCAAUCCUCCUCUGGGACUCGGCGUACCCCACGCCCGCAUCGUGA
Molecule: messenger RNA, 282 nt
Organism: Saprolegnia diclina VS20
Lineage: Eukaryota; Oomycota; Saprolegniomycetes; Saprolegniales; Saprolegniaceae
Exons: 2
Coding region: 1-282 (93 amino acids)
Source: RefSeq, a predicted model, not a curated record